Molecule: messenger RNA, 2318 nt
Organism: Trametes versicolor FP-101664 SS1
Lineage: Eukaryota; Fungi; Basidiomycota; Agaricomycetes; Polyporales; Polyporaceae
Product: CenpB-DNA-bind-domain-containing protein
Exons: 3
Coding region: 17-1858 (613 amino acids)
Cellular component (GO): nucleus
Molecular function (GO): DNA binding
Source: RefSeq, a predicted model, not a curated record
ACCUGUGUCGCGUACAAUGGACACGCCCCAGCACUACUCCGGCCUCGUGUACAACCCACACGCUCCCCAGCCACACCAUAUCGCUGACUCCUCCCUGUCCCAGUCCUAUCCGCAGGACAUGGCCUGGCAAGUCCCCCAGCAUCCCUCCGCCAACGUCAACACCCUGGGCCACGUCCAGAUGCAGUCUAUGAUGCCUCAUUCUCAGGAACAUGUCGAGUAUGCCGUUCCUUCUGCCCAACAGUCCUUUCUUUCACGCCAUGCACAAGACUUUUCGCACCACCAACCCCCUUCACCUUCUGUCGAUUCCAGCACCUCUAGCAAUCUAAUGUCCUUCGAUUCCCCCCAAAUCCCUGGCAGUAUUGGCCCGGACAGAAACCUUUCGCGUCGUCGUCUUCGCCCGCCGAGCGCAGGACAAAGUCGCGGAGAGCUCUCAGAGUACGCAGCUAUGACUGAGCCUCACGACUCCGUUCAGCACUCCCACUACUCCAUGCAGGGCUCGCGCCCUCAGACGCCCAACGCCACAGGUGCACCAGAGCAGUUCGUUCCGCAACAUGAACAACCUCACUUUCGUUUUCCCACCUCAACCGUGGCGUACCCUCGUCCCGACCUGCAUCCACCCUAUGGCGAGCCGCCGCAGAACCCGUACCCUAGACCUCCGGGCUCGACCUCAAGUUCAACCGCCUCCUCGAGGUCCAAUCCACGCUCCGCCUCCCCAGCUUUGAGCACCGCCUCGGUUAUGACCUCUGUGUCUGCGGAGUCCGGCGUGAUGAAGAACUCCAAGGCGGAUUCGGAGUGGGACCAGCUCAGCGGGCGGAAGCAGAGCAAAAAGACGCGCCUUUCCAAUCUCGAUCGCAGGAACAUUUGCAUAUUCGCGUUGCAGAACCCCGGACACAAGCAAGAGGAUAUUGCUAACCGUUUUUCCGUCGAGCGAAGCACCGUCAGCAAGAUUCUAAAGCAAAAGGAACGCUGGUUGUCGGUGUCGGUUACCGAGCAAUACGAAGUAAUAAAGCUUAGGCCUUCCAAGUUUCCCGACCUUGAGUACCGCCUUGCGGAGUGGGUGGAAACCGUCUCAAAGGACGGCGUCGUCCUCAGCGACGCGCUCUUGCGGAGCAAGGCCCGCGAGAUUGGCAACGCAGUUGGAUACACCUUGGACAAGUUCAAGGCUAGCUCUGGCUGGUUAGAGAACUUCAAGCACCGCCAUGGCAUCAAGCGCGGGGUGUGGACGGGCUCCGGGACCUCCCUCCUCAAGGCGCGCGCGUGCGCCUUGGACUUUCAGCCUUCGGUCCUCGAGGAUUGUCCACCUGGACCGUUCCUCGUCGACAAGCCUUCGGACGCGGCUGGGUCUUCUCAUACCGGGUCCUCUCGCACGGGUGGAUCGGCGCAGCAAGGCCCCCAAGUCAUGCAUCCAUCAGCGUCCCUUAACGUUCAGCCUAGCUGGUCGCGCACAAACGAGGCAACUUCCAACGAUCAUGCAUCGACUUCUGCCCUCAUGUACCCUCCGAGCGAUCAGUCGUCUUAUGCGAUCGCCUCCGAAGACCAGCAACCGGUCGCCGGCGCGACCAUGCCCACCGCAGAGCCAGUAGCCAUCUCGCUCGAUCCGGAGGACGGUGGCGAGGGAGGCCAGACCUAUGUCAUGCCCAACAUGCCCGAGAUCCUUGAACGCGAGGACGUCCCCAGUGUCGAUGAUGCGGAGAGGGCGAUUAAUAAGGUCCUGGCGUACGCCCGCGCCAACCACGGGGAGCUCGAGAUCGACGACCCCGGCUUCGAGAAGUUGCUGGAACUCAAGUACAGGCUUUUCUAUAAGGCGACCGGACAGCCGUUCGAUGCCCGCUGCAUGCCCAAGCACGCGUCGACAUGACUGGGCAGCCCACAUCCGGUCCGCGUUGCAACCUCGGGACGCCGUGCGCUCCGGUGCUGACCACCGAGGAUCAGCGACGGCGUGGUCGCGCAGGGCGGGUGGACUGUUCGCAAGGUUUGUAUGACCAAAAAGGUUUCCUGCAGUGUAUUUUGAACUUUCAUGUUGGGCUCUCGUCGUCGUUAUUCUUGCACAUGGACUUGUCAUCGUCAUCAUCAUCAUGCAUUGUUCCCCGCAUCAUUCCACUCCCAUUGCCAUCCACUCCACGAUUCUCGUUCGCCUCAUACCAUACGUUCCCUUCCCCCUCCCAGAUACGACACGCCCGCCAUUACCAUUCACGAACCGUCUCUUCUGCAUCAUGCAUCGCAUCAUCGCCAUUGUUCCACCACCGCCAUCACAUGUCAUCCAUGUUUCCUCUAGCAAGUAGGGUACACCUGUCCGUUCGUCAUGCCAUCGCAUUUUG